CUGCGUCAGCUAGCCGUCAUUCAUGGUGCUAUACUGCGUGCUCUUGACAGCGCAAUCGGCCUGUGAAAAAUUCCAACGAUAUUAUUUUGUUACAAAGAUAAUUUCACAACGUCUAAAACAAGUGUAUUGGGAACAUAAUAUAAAAUGCAGCAAUUAACCAUAUUCAUGGACAUAGAGAGUUCUCGGUCAUACAUCGACGAGUUGUACUCCACUGAAGGCGGGAAGAUCGUGGAAGCGCUGGUGACGUUGAAGAACACAGUGAUCGGGAGUAAUCGGCAGAAGAGUUCUGUGAUCCAACAAGGGAUCGUGCCGCGCUUGCUGCAGCUCAUGGCGGAUGAGUCCCUGGAUCCAAAUAUACGAGUUGAGGCUACAAUCACUAUCGGUUCUCUAGCAAAAGGCACAGCAGAAAACGUAGCAGCAUUAGUCGAGCAAGGCACAGCAACAGUACUGGUGGAGUUACUGAAAACUGUCCCUGUGGAGUCGAAGCUUGCGGAGGCAGUGCUAUGUGCCCUCAGAAGUGUGUUCCUUUACCCACCUGCGCCUGUGGCAGCCCUGCCAGCAGAUAUGAUGCUUUUGACAAGGUUGACACAGAUAGCCCGCGAGGGUUCAGACCUCGCUCGCGGCUGUGUGGUCCGCGUGCUCUCUCUCUGGUGCAUGGGCACCGCGGAGCAGGAAGCCCUGUGCGCCGCGGGUGCGUGCAGCGCCGCGGCCGCCUUGUUACACUCCGCGCCACCUAGAGCGUUACCGGCACUUGAUCUACUUGCUGCUAUGUGCUUUGAGAACGCCAGUGUUUCACAGCAAGCCAUGAACACUAGGUAUAACGACCGAGCAAUACCAGAGCUCCUCACAUACCUAGUAUCCAGAGACAAGCCUUUACCGGUGGCCAUGGGCGCCGCCCGCUGUCUCACCUACAUGCACAGGGCGGGCGCGCUCACCGCCGACGACAGCAGAGUUGUGUUCGGAGCAUUGCCCUGUCUCGCGCGUCUCUGCACAAAGGAAAUGCCGGAGGAGAUCAGGGCCACGGCGGCGGAAACAUUAGCAUAUCUAGCAGAAGUAGACACAUCAUUACAAAGGCUAGCAGCCAUAUCCAACCACCUAAUGAGCUCUCUAGCGGACAUCGUCAACUGUAACAGCGCUGCGGCCAAACAGGGCGCAUUUAAAUGCUUCGCUUCCCUCGGUGCAAAUGACGAAGAUAUUAGGAAAAGGAUUAUUGAGACGCACGGGCUCAUGGUACAUGUGGUCAAUGGGAUGAACAACCCAGAACCUGCAGUGCGGCUAGCGGCAGUAAGAUGCUUACACUCACUCUCAAGAUCUGUUCAGCAACUACGGACAACAUUUCAAGACCAUGCAGUGUGGAGACCUCUAAUGCAACUAUUGAGUGACUCGCCCGGCACUGAACUCCUGACCGUCGGCUCGUCCACUCUCUGCAAUUUACUGUUAGAAUUCUCACCUGCCAAGGAGCCCAUGUUGGAUCAAGGUGCUGUAGAAAUGUUAUGCAACUUAACGAAAAGGCCAGAGGCUGCUUUAAGACUGAAUGGUAUUUGGGCAUUAAUGAAUAUGGCUUUUCAGGCUGAGCAAAAAGUGAAGCAACGCAUCUUAUCCUGCCUCGGCACCGAACAAAUGUUCAGACUAUUGAGCGAUGCGGACACACGGGUUAUAAUGAAGACGCUGGGCUUGCUACGGAAUUUACUCUCCACGCGGCAACAUAUUGAUGCUAUUAUGAGCGAGUAUUCCUCGCAGGUUAUGCAGGCGGUAAUAGUAGUACUGGAAGGUUCGUACCCCGCCGAAGUGAAGGAGCAAGCGUUGUGCAUACUUGGAAACAUCGGCGACGGGGAGAAAGCUAAAGACCUUAUUAUGGCCAACGAAGAUGUGCUGAGGAAACUCGUUGAUUACCUGGCGCACCCCGAGAGCAAGCUCCAAGAGGCGGCGCUGUUCGUGGCCGGCAACCUGGUGUGGCGCGGCGAGGCGGGCGCGGCGGCGCGGCAGGCGCGGCUCGCCUCGCUCGGCGUGCUGCGCGCGCUGCAGCUGCUGCGCCAGCGCCGCGACCACCAGCUGCACGACAAGUCAGCGGGCGCGGCGGCGCGGCAGGCGCGGCUCGCCUCGCUCGGCGUGCUGCGCGCGCUGCAGCUGCUGCGCCAGCGCCGCGACCACCAGCUGCACGACAAGUCAGCGGGCGCGGCGGCGCGGCAGGCGCGGCUCGCCUCGCUCGGCGUGCUGCGCGCGCUGCAGCUGCUGCGCCAGCGCCGCGACCACCAGCUGCACGACAAGUCAGCGGGCGCGGCGGCGCGGCAGGCGCGGCUCGCCUCGCUCGGCGUGCUGCGCGCGCUGCAGCUGCUGCGCCAGCGCCGCGACCACCAGCUGCACGACAAGUCAGCGGGCGCGGCGGCGCGGCAGGCGCGGCUCGCCUCGCUCGGCGUGCUGCGCGCGCUGCAGCUGCUGCGCCAGCGCCGCGACCACCAGCUGCACGACAAGUCAGCGGGCGCGGCGGCGCGGCAGGCGCGGCUCGCCUCGCUCGGCGUGCUGCGCGCGCUGCAGCUGCUGCGCCAGCGCCGCGACCACCAGCUGCACGACAAGUCAGUACACAGCACUAUACAGCACUAG
Molecule: messenger RNA, 2601 nt
Organism: Cydia fagiglandana
Lineage: Eukaryota; Metazoa; Arthropoda; Insecta; Lepidoptera; Tortricidae
Product: armadillo repeat-containing protein 8-like
Exons: 18
Coding region: 145-2601 (818 amino acids)
Biological process (GO): proteasome-mediated ubiquitin-dependent protein catabolic process
Cellular component (GO): GID complex
Molecular function (GO): protein binding
Source: RefSeq, a predicted model, not a curated record